AUGUUAAUUACUUGGGGGGAAAGAAAAAUUAAAGUAGACUCUUUCGAAAAAGCCCAAGAUUUCUAUGAAAGACUGGUAGGCUCUGAAGAGCAGACCAACAAAGACGAAUUAGAACCAGAAUCCCAAGAAGACCAAGAGCAUCAAAAGAAGGGACAGAAGACCCCAGAAAACUUGAAAAACAACCAGCAACAACAAGAAGAAAAAGAAGAAAGCAAGGCACAGUAUCAACCACAAGUAGAACUUGGAGUAACUACAAGACAAAGACUUCCAGAUGCAGCCUUUGGUUACUUGUCCCAAAGCUCCGCGUUGCUUGGGAUCUUUGCUCCGGUCAUGUUUGCCUCGGUCCGCUGCAGCUUGGUGUUGGUCUCCCUUUUCUACUUGAAAGGAUGCGCCCAGAAUUUUGGACAGACUCGAUUUAUCUGCACCUCGGUGCCGGUGGAUAUGGACAUGUGUACCUCUUCUAUGCAGAGCAGCGGUAGCACCGAGGAUAUGAAAACCAUAGUGCUACAGCUCCGGGAAACGGUGCUCCAGCAGAAAGAGACUAUUAUGAAUCAGAAAGAAACCAUAAGGGAACUGACCACGAAACUGGGCAGGUGUGAGAGCCAAAGCACUCUAGAAGCAGGCCCUGGUGAAUCUAAAACGGGUGGGGGCUCCAACAGAAAGCAGACCGGCUCUUCCAAAAACACGAUGGGAGAUCUCUCCCGGACUCCAGCUGCUGAAACACUGAGCCAACUUGGGCAAACUUUGCAGUCGCUCAAAAUAAGGCUAGAAAACUUGGAGCAAUUCAGUAGGAUGAAUUCUUCGAGCCAAACCAAUUCCCUGAAGGAUAUACUUCAGAACAACAUUGAUGAUUUAGAAAAGCAAGUGCUCUCUCGAAUUAACAGCCUGGAAGAAGGAAAGUACAACUCCAAGAAUGAGUCUGAAGAAAGAGGAAAAAUAGAAAGCACUUUAACUUCCCUUCACCAAAGGAUCAGUGACUUAGAGAAAGGUCAGAAAGAUAAUAGGCCAACAGAUAAAUUUCAGCUGACCUUCCCUUUGAGAACCAACUACAUGUACGCAAAAGUGAAGAAAAGCUUGCCAGAGAUGUAUGCAUUUACAAUUUGUAUGUGGAUAAAAUCAAAUGCCUCUCCAGGUGUAGGCACACCCUUCUCUUAUGCAGUACCUGGACAAGCCAAUGAGUUGGUACUUAUUGAAUGGGGUAAUAAUCCUAUGGAGAUUCUUAUCAAUGACAAGGUAGCAAAGCUUCCUUUUGUCAUUAAUGAUGGGAAAUGGCACCAUAUCUGCAUUGCAUGGACAACCCGCGAUGGUGUCUGGGAAGCUUAUCAGGAUGGCACCCAGCGAGGCAAUGGGGAAAACCUGGCCCCUUAUCACCCGAUCAAGCCCCAAGGGGUCCUAGUGUUGGGGCAGGAACAGGAUACACUUGGCGGUGGAUUUGAUGCCACCCAGGCAUUUGUGGGAGAACUGGCCCACUUCAACAUCUGGGACCGAAAGCUCACCCCGGGGGAGGUCUACAACUUGGCUACUUGCAGCACCAAAGCCCUGCCUGGUAGUGUCAUAGCCUGGUCUGAGACUAACAUUGAUAUUUACGGUGGAGCCACCAAAUGGACAUUUGAAGCCUGCCGUCAGAUCAACUAAAUCUGCCAUUCUUUCCCUUUCCCUCUCCCAGAUCCGCUGAACCCCGGGUGAACAGACAUUCUUCUCAUCCAGGAAUGUUUCACAGACAGACAAUUUGCCUUCCUUUUUUUUUUUUCUUUUCUUUUUUCUGUUCUGUCACUUUCGAAAAUCAUA
This is a messenger RNA of Notechis scutatus (mainland tiger snake), 1788 nucleotides long. It is a transcript of the gene NPTX1, whose product is annotated as neuronal pentraxin 1. Lineage: Eukaryota; Metazoa; Chordata; Lepidosauria; Squamata; Elapidae. The record is from RefSeq and is a predicted model, not a curated record. Gene Ontology annotation, biological process: axonogenesis involved in innervation.